AACGACAAUCUGAGACUAUAACAGUAUACUCAGUGAGGAAUGCAUUAAUUGCUUAAAGUUGCUUGUAGAACAAAAAACUUAUUAAAUCUUCAUAAUAUAUUUGAAAUAUUAAUGCAUACAGAUAAAAAUCAUCGCGUCUUCUACACGUUUACAGGAGUUAUGUGCGAGGUUUAAUAAAUAAGUCCAUGGGAAAGAUGUAAGUUUGAAAUAAAGCAACAGAUUAUAUAAAAAAAAACAUAAUUUUGUUUCUUUACAUAAAGCGGAUAUAAUGAGAAAAAAAAGUUGGACGCUACAAAUGAUAAAUCAUCAAUCCGAAAGGUGUCGAAGUUUCAUGUUUUUUUCUUAUGUCUAAUUGUGAGUUGCUUAAUAGUUCUAUUGAAGUUUACUUUUAUCGAUACAAACUACAUUAAACCGGAAACAACAUUUUUGAGACUGGUUGGUAAUGAAUCUGCCGCAAGGGACGCUAUGUCAUACAUUUACAAGGUGAAUUCUUCGGUUCUAUACAAUGAAGCAUUAACAAGGGGUUCGUCCGGAAUCUUCUCCGCUAGUCCAGAAGACCCCGGUUUAGUGACCAUCCGACCAGCAGUCACAUCUGUGCGACCAACAACCAUCGAGAACACCACAUCCAGCGAGCGAGUGACAACCAAAUUGAGACCUACAACAACCGAACAACAGACAACUACCAGACGAUCAGUUACCACCGGGCAACCCACAACCACCGAGCGACCUUCAACCAUCUCGCGACUCGCGACCAACGGGCUACCAGCUUUCGAACAGAAUACGUCAACACCAGACGCGUUAACCAAUACCACGUCAUCUCAGCAGGACACUAAUAGGACAAUUCUUUGGUUCAACAAGCCCUCAUGGAUGAUAGAGUCUGUCAUAGAGCAGUCGUUCCGGAAGUGCGAAUACCAGAAUUGUCAUACGUCGACGGACAAGUCAAGUAUGGACGCCGCGGCCGCGGUGAUCUUCACCCUUCCGCACGGCUUGGGAACCCAACCACCUGUGGACCCUCUCAAACGAAACCCCGAUCAAGCCUGGGUAUUCUUCACCCUCGAAGCCCCAUCCUACUAUGGUGGGUUAGGCCAGCCUUAUUUUGCUCCAGGAUGGAAGUUCACAAUGAAUUGGUCCAUGACCUAUAUGCGCGAUGCCGAUAUAUCCUUUCCAUACGGAACUCUCGAGCCACGUUCUGACGCUUACAGUCGAAAUUACAGCGCCAUUUAUGAGCAUAAGACCAAAUUGGUAGCGUGGUUUGUCAGUAAUUGCAAAACGCCUGGAAGGCGGGAAGAUUAUGUUCAAGAAUUGAAGAAUGCCGGCUUAGAGGUUGAUAUUUACGGUGGAUGCAGUAAGCAGGGAUUGACCCUUCCCAGAUCCCGAUUCGAUGAUAUUAAUAAAACAUUAAGUCAGUACUUUUUCUACUUUUCGUAUGAAAAUUCCAUUUGCGAAGAUUAUGUGACAGAAAAACUUUUUGCUAAUUAUAACUACGACGUCAUACAAGUAGUCCGAGGUGGAGCGGACUACAAACAGCUACUUCCGACAAAUUCCUACAUAAAUACCGCUGAUUUCGAUAGUCCUGCUAAAAUGGUGGGACAUUUGAAAGCUCUAGCGGGCAAUCACACUAAAUAUAUUGAAAUGUUGGUGAAUAAGCGAAGUCUUCAGUUGGUUAAGGCACUUGUUGAUAUCGAUCCAAUUUACAGUAAACCAUUUUGUACAUUGUGUGAAAAGUUAAAUAAGUUGGAUGAGAAUAGGAGAGUGUAUACUUCGAUGCAUGAUCAUUAUCGACAAGAUCGCUGCACCUCUUGAUGGAACCUUGUACUCCUGAUGUCUUUAUUUACAAUCUUCUUGCAUUGUUGUCUUUCACUACUGUGAAAAUAUGAAAAAAGCCGAGCUUUAAAUAUUUAUCAGCUUUGUUUAGAUGUCAGCCAAAUUAUCAAAAGAAUGAUACAUUGCAUCAAUUAUUAGUCGAAUCGUUACGGUAGAUUGAUUUUAAGGUAACCUUUCAAAUACAAAGUAAAGAGUUUUUUUGCCAAAGAUAUGCAAAACGGUCGCAUUGUUAAUUACAUAAUCACCCGUAGUUUGUGUCUCUUAAAUGUAGGACACCUUUAUUUAAAAAAAAUGUAUCGAAAUUUCGGACACAAAGAAAUAAUAUUUUAAGUGUUCAAAACCUUAGAGUUAUUACGGUAGUUAUGUCACAUUUAUAGUUGAUCGUGUAUUGAAUAUCUGCACAUAUAAGUAUUCGCCAAUCUCUCACUCUCACCACUUUCAAACAUAGGCUUAAGAAAUAUUUCCUCUUUGAGGCGCAAAAUGAGUCUCACGUGUAGUAACAUUUUUUCUGUUUUCCUCUUAUUCAAAAGUCAAAUACUCCUCCAUAAGUGUCGUAAUGAUUACUGUAGAUUUAAUUUCUGCAAACAAAUAUGCAUAUUGUUUUUUCAAACUAUUUAUAUAGCAAGGAGGUGCAGGCUAUUCUUCAUAACAGUUGUGUAAAUUCAUAUCCUAUUGUGAACAACACUGGUCAUGAAUAUUGUUUUCUGUAAUUAUAAUAUUUGUGUAUAUCUGCCACUUCUAUCAAUCGUAAACUAUUUCAAGAAUAAUGUAUUCCACGUUUUUAAACUCUGACUUUGUACAAUAAUGUACGCGGCUGUUUUUGUUAACUUUUUGUUAUUGUUAUUGGUCGUGUUAAUUAAGAUAUGGUAAUUGUAUAAGCGCGCGCGUGUGUGUGUGUGCGUGCGUUAGAGUGUGUGCAUAUGGGAAAAUGUAAUCAACAAUACAUUUAUAUUUUUAAAUACUUUCUGAUAAUAAAUAUUUGUUCCUUGAGACCAUUUCAAUAUUGGAAGAGAAAUUAAUAAUAUAAGAGAAGUCAUAUAAUAUACUUGCUUUUUAUGACACUUUUAUUACACUGUUACAGUACUCUUAUGUCCGUUAAAGUCUACAUGUUUGCAUUAUAAUGUAGAAAUGCAUUAUACAUACCAUAGUUGUUUGAAGGCCUCAUUGAAAAUAAGAUUACCAUUGUUAAACUGUCUGCAUGACUUUGUAUCAAUGUGUUGUCUUAAUGAGUUACCUUCGGAAAAUAAAGAGAUUAUUAUU
Molecule: messenger RNA, 3084 nt
Organism: Dreissena polymorpha
Lineage: Eukaryota; Metazoa; Mollusca; Bivalvia; Myida; Dreissenidae
Product: 4-galactosyl-N-acetylglucosaminide 3-alpha-L-fucosyltransferase FUT5-like
Exons: 2
Coding region: 466-1803 (445 amino acids)
Cellular component (GO): membrane
Molecular function (GO): alpha-(1->3)-fucosyltransferase activity
Source: RefSeq, a predicted model, not a curated record